GGGUGGGGGCUGGCGGAACGCAGCGUGGUCCUGAGUUACGGAUUUGUUACCAGGUCCCCACCGCCCCCUAAAGGAGGAAGCCAGCUGCCUCCGACACCUCUGCAGAGAGGGGAGCGCGGGCGGUCUCGCUGGACGCCCUCGAGGUGCCACCUUUGCGUCCAAGCAGCGUGAGGGCCGAGGGCGCGCGCGGAAGGCACUUCGGGGACCGAGCGGUGGUCCCCGGUCCAGCCCCCCCAGCUCCCCGUGAGCUCCGCCCGCCGCAGGCGCAGCCCUCCGGCAGGGGGCGCCGGCGCGGGCCUCUCUGCCCAUCGGGGCGGGCGAGCCCGGGACCCUGCCUCCCGCGCUCCCGCGGUCCGCCCCUCACGCUCGUCCCGGCGGCUGGCGAGCCCGCGCCUGGCCGGAGCUGAGCGGCGCACCGGGCCGCCAGAGGAGGAGGGCCACGAGUUCCUCGAAAGGACCAACUUGCGGAGUGACCCGGAGAAAGGGCAGCGGAACCGCGGCGGAAAGGGGUGGUGGCGUCCGGCCCCGCCGGCCCCGCGCCCCGGGCCAUGGUGGCGCUGCAGCGGCUGUGCGCCCCGGCCGUCUGGGCGGCCGCAGCGCUCCUGAUCUGCGCGCUCCGGACCUCAGGGGAGGCGGAGGUUCCUGAUCCGAAUGACCCUUUGGGACAACUGGAUGGACUUGACAGCCCUGUUCCAACCCUGAAAGGUUACUUUCUGAAUUUUCUGGAGCCAGUAAACAAUAUCACCAUAGUCCAAGGCCAAACAGCAAUUCUGCACUGCAAGGUGGCCGGAAACCCGCCGCCCAGCGUACGGUGGCUGAAGAACGAUGCCCCCGUGGUGCAGGAGCCGCGCCGGGUCAUUAUCCGCAAGACAGAGUAUGGCUCUCGGCUGCGCAUCCAGGACCUGGACACGACGGACACUGGCUACUACCAGUGCGUGGCCACCAACGGGGUGAAGACCAUCACCGCCACCGGAGUCCUGUUUGUGCGGCUUGGGCCAACACACAGCCCAAAUCAUAACUUUCAAGAUGACUACCACGAGGACGGGUUCUGCCAGCCGUACCGGGGCAUCGCCUGUGCGCGCUUCAUUGGGAAUCGGACCAUUUAUGUGGACUCGCUGCAGAUGCAGGGGGAGAUUGAGAACCGCAUCACAGCGGCCUUCACCAUGAUCGGCACGUCCACGCACCUGUCGGACCAGUGCUCACAGUUCGCCAUCCCGUCCUUCUGCCACUUCGUGUUCCCGCUGUGCGAUGCGCGCUCCCGCGCGCCGAAGCCUCGCGAACUGUGCCGCGACGAGUGCGAGGUGCUGGAGAGCGACCUGUGCCGCCAGGAGUACACCAUUGCGCGCUCCAACCCACUCAUCCUCAUGCGCCUGCAGCUGCCCAAGUGCGAGGCGCUGCCCAUGCCCGAGAGCCCGGACGCGGCCAACUGCAUGCGCGUCGGCAUCCCGGCGGAGAGGCUGGGCCGCUACCAUCAGUGCUACAAUGGCUCCGGCACGGAGUACAGAGGGACGGUGAGCACCACCAUGUCGGGGCACCAGUGCCAGCCGUGGGCACUGCAGCACCCCCACAGCCACCAGCUGAGCAGCGCAGACUUCCCCGAGCUUGGAGGGGGGCACGCCUACUGCAGGAACCCUGGCGGGCAGAUGGAAGGGCCCUGGUGCUUCACACAGAAUAAAAACGUACGCAUGGAACUGUGUGACGUGCCCUCCUGUAGUCCCCAGGACAGCAGCAGGAUGGGGAUUCUGUAUAUCCUGGUCCCGAGCAUUGCGAUUCCCCUCGUCAUCGCGUGCCUUUUCUUCCUGGUCUGCAUGUGCCGGAAUAAGCAGAAGGCUUCUGCCUCCACGCCACAGCGCCGGCAGCUGAUGGCCUCGCCCAGCCAGGACGUGGAGAUGCCGCUCAUCAGCCAGCAUAAGCAGGCCAAACUCAAGGAGAUCAGCCUGUCCACAGUGAGGUUCAUGGAGGAGCUUGGGGAGGACCGGUUCGGGAAAGUCUACAAAGGCCAUCUGUUUGGGCCGGCGCCCAGUGAGCAGACUCAGGCCGUGGCCAUCAAAACGCUGAAGGACAAGGCGGAAGGGUCGCUCCGUGAGGAGUUCCGGCAUGAGGCCAUCCUGCGGGCUCGGCUGCAGCACCCGAACAUAGUGUGUCUGCUGGGCAUGGUCACCAAGGACCAGCCCCUCAGCAUGAUCUUCAGCUACUGCUCACACGGCGACCUGCACGAGUUCUUGGUAAUGCGCUCACCCCACUCGGAUGUGGGCAGCACAGACGACGACCGCACUGUGAAGUCUGCCCUGGAGCCCCCCGACUUUGUGCAUGUGGUGGCACAAAUAGCUUCGGGCAUGGAGUACCUGUCCAGCCACCACGUGGUCCACAAGGACCUGGCCACCCGCAACGUGCUCGUGUAUGACAAGCUGACUGUGAAGAUCUCAGACCUGGGGCUGUUCCGGGAGGUGUACUCGGCCGACUACUACAAACUGAUGGGGAGUACACUGCUGCCCAUCCGCUGGAUGUCCCCCGAGGCCAUCAUGUACGGCAAGUUCUCUGUGGACUCGGACAUCUGGUCCUAUGGCGUGGUCCUGUGGGAGGUCUUCAGCUAUGGCCUGCAGCCCUACUGCGGGCACUCCAACCAGGAUGUGGUGGAGCUGGUGCGCAGCCGGCAGGUGCUGCCCUGCCCCGACGACUGCCCUGCCUGGGUGUAUGCCCUGAUGAUUGAGUGCUGGAACGAGUUCCCCAGCCGGCGGCCCCGCUUCAAGGACAUCCACAGCCGGCUCCGGGCCUGGGGCAACCUGUCCACAUACAACAGCUCUGCGCAGACCUCGGGGGCCAGCAACGCCACUCAGACCAGCUCCCUGAGCACCAGCCCAGUCAGCAACGUCAGCAACGCCCGCUACGGGGGCCCCAAGCAGAAGGCCCAGGCCUUUCCGCAGCCACAGUUCUUGCCCAUAAAGGGCCAGAUCAGACCCCUGGUGCCUCCUCCCCAGCUCUACAUACCUGUCAACGGCUACCAGCCAGUGCCGGCCUACGGGGCCUACCUGCCCAACUUCUACCCAGUCCAGAUCCCGGUGCAGAUGGCCCCGCAGCAGGUGCCGGCCCAGAUGGUGCCCAAGCCCGGCUCCCACCACAGCGGCAGUGGCUCCACCAGCACCGGAUAUGUCACCACUGCGCCCUCCAACACGUCUGUGGCGGACAGGGCGGCCCUGCUCUCAGAAGACAUUGAAGACGCGCAGAACACCCCAGAAGACACAGCCCAGAGCCCCGGGCAGGAAGCCGAGGAGGAGGAUGGUUCCGUCCCGGAGACAGAGCUGCUGGGGGACAAUGAAACUCUGCAGGUGGACGAGGCCGAGGUCCAGCUGGAAGCCUGAGGGACAAGGGUGUGCGUGGGGUGCUUGGGGGAAAGAUUGAGCCCCAGGGGUGCCUGGCAGGUGGGGUUGGUGGCCCAGGAGGACACGUGGUGACUGGCGCCGCCUGCAUUUAUUUCCUUGGAGGUCGAUGGGUGCCAAGCAGGGCCUGUGCUUUGGCUGGGAAAGCAGAUGGCAUCUUCCCUCCAUCUGCACGUGGAUCAUAUAUGGAGAAACUUUGGGGAAAUAGGCCUCCCAAGGCGGGAAGGCGGGACCUUGGCUUUGACACUCCCAGCGGCUGCUGUUCCCUCUGCUGCCCCCUGCCAGCAAUAGUCUCCCUUCAACUACCAAAGGUCAGCGGGAACAGGACAUGGCUGCCUGCCACCUGCCAGGGUCCCAUCCAAAAGGGGCUUCUGAAAUGGGAGUUCUGUGCUAAAACAAAAUGUGCCUUAAAAGAAACUGAUGUAGUUUCGUAUUUUUGUGAAAUGAUUUCAGUUAUCCUGUAUGUGUAUUUUGCCCACUUUUCCAGAAUUCAAGGAAAAGUGUUUCUUGGCAUGGAAUGUCACAAAGGAAGCCAUGUUGUAUAAAGCACAGUAUUGUUACUUUGUUAGAAUCAUGUACAGACUGUAAGUGUAAUUUAUAUGGUUUCUGUGUGCCAUUUUCACUGAAGUAUUUUGAGCUUUAAAAAAUGACCUAGUAAUUUAACUUUUUGUGCCGCCCACUUUGGGGUGCCAUCUGAUUGUAUGUUGGUCUUCUUGUGUCUGAACCACAUGUCAGCGAGGUCCCUGCAUUUCACAGCCUAUGGGAGCAGGUCUGCAGGUGCUGCCAGCCUGCGGGGUGGGGCUCCCUUGUCGCUCCCAGGCCUUAGGGCUCACCUGUAGCUCCCAUACCUUAGGGCUUACCUGUAGCUCCCAUACCUGGCACAUCCAGUACAGCAAAACAGAACAAUUGGUUUGCCCUCUGUAGACUGUGGGGGUAUUAGGCCACUUUGGAAGGUGCUGCAUGACAGAGACCAUGGGUUUGGGGUGGGCGCUCACUAGCGAUUGCAUUUGAGUGAAUAUAUGUGGCCAGGUAAAUGUCCCAGGGCCCCUGACAUUUUUAGACCUGGAGCCUGGAACUUCUGAGGGCCCUGGGAUUGGGUCGGGGGUGGGUGGGGCCACCUGUUCCUCUGCCCCUUUAGCCCAGCGGCCGGCCAAGCCAGCAUCACUCAGGAGCAGUGGCCCCGGGACUUGUGGUCAGGGGAGGGGCUCAGCACACAGCUGCAACCUGGUGAGACCUGGAGGAGCUUCUGCCCACCAGCAGGCAUCCCCUGGGCCUUGCCCUUGGCCUUGGAUGGCCUGGGAGAGUUUCUGUUUAUUGGG
Molecule: messenger RNA, 4696 nt
Organism: Manis javanica (Malayan pangolin)
Lineage: Eukaryota; Metazoa; Chordata; Mammalia; Pholidota; Manidae
Gene: ROR2
Product: receptor tyrosine kinase like orphan receptor 2
Biological process (GO): protein phosphorylation; cell surface receptor protein tyrosine kinase signaling pathway; multicellular organism development
Cellular component (GO): plasma membrane; signaling receptor complex
Molecular function (GO): Wnt-protein binding; ATP binding; transmembrane receptor protein tyrosine kinase activity
Source: RefSeq, a predicted model, not a curated record